Molecule: messenger RNA, 386 nt
Organism: Pneumocystis murina B123
Lineage: Eukaryota; Fungi; Ascomycota; Pneumocystomycetes; Pneumocystales; Pneumocystaceae
Exons: 2
Coding region: 1-348 (115 amino acids)
Source: RefSeq, a predicted model, not a curated record
AUGACGACUCGUUCUACUAUUAGUAAGAAAGAGACAAAAUUAAUAAAAAAAUCUUUUAACUCAAACAUUAUAUUCAUUGUGCUUCUUAUUAUUCUGGGAUCUCAGGCGAAUAAUAUUUUAUCUAUUAAGCAGGAAUUUAAUGAAUUUGAAACACAGAUUGAUGCUAAAAUAUCUCACUUACGAGAUCUUAUUGAUCGGAUUCAAAGAGGAGAGAAUCUAGAUAUUUCUAAGGAACUUGGUACAGGGAUUGAGGAAAAGGAAAAGGAAUGGUCUAAAGUUAUAGAACAAGUAAUUAAUGAAGAUGAUCAAUGGGAACAAAUUAAAAUAAGAAAGAGGGAAAAGGGUUGAUUAUAAUAUUAAAAAUAUAGGAUUUUUUUAUGUAUAUA